Dendrobium catenatum is the source of this 2029-nucleotide messenger RNA. RefSeq names its product malonyl-CoA decarboxylase, mitochondrial. Gene Ontology annotation, molecular function: malonyl-CoA decarboxylase activity. Lineage: Eukaryota; Viridiplantae; Streptophyta; Magnoliopsida; Asparagales; Orchidaceae. The coding region runs from base 51 to 1664 and encodes 537 amino acids. Gene Ontology annotation, cellular component: mitochondrial matrix; peroxisomal matrix. The record is from RefSeq and is a predicted model, not a curated record. Gene Ontology annotation, biological process: positive regulation of fatty acid oxidation; malonyl-CoA catabolic process; acetyl-CoA biosynthetic process. The transcript is spliced from 16 exons.
AUAUAUAUAUAUAGGUUGCCGCUCCUUUUUCCUUCGGGUAGGGAGAGCGAAUGAGCCUCUUUCGAAAAGGACUCGCCGUGCUCAUGAGAAUUCCAAUGAAGGCGGCAGCUACCAGUGGCCAGCAGCUCGCAACCACCCCUCCAUUUACACCGGCAAAUGAUGCCUCCUCGUCGGCCAACUUAGAGAGCCAUACCUCGCGCAAGGUUGCAUUGGCUGAUGUGAAGGAGUGGAUGCAAGCCUCUAUCGCAAUCCCAUCUGAUAAGAUCGAGUUCGUGGACGCCAACCUUGAAGAAUUUUCUAAGGGUUACUUGAGCUUGCCGCAGGAAGGUCGACGGGAGCUGCUUCUUGUUCUGGCGAGAGACUACGAUGUGAACCGGGCGAGAGUUCGUGAGCUGAUGGCGCAGUAUCUGAACUUAGGGUUUCCUCAGGAACCCGAGAGCAUUACUGAGGACGAACAAUCGCGAGGUCAAAUCCGAGAUGAGGCAUUUUUGGCUUCCUGUUAUAGGACGGAGCGGAACCUUCGCAUUGCUCUUAAGCCGAUGUAUGAUAUUUUCUUUGAGAGGCUGAAUGCAUAUCCCGGUGGGUUAAAGAUACUGGCUGUUCUUCGUGCUGACCUGUUAUUAGUGAUUGAGAAAGAAAAGCUGCCAUCAUUGCGAGCUUUAGACUUAUAUUUGAAAGAAAGACUCAUAACUUGGCUGAGCCCCGCAGCUUUGCACCUUCAUCAGAUUACAUGGGAUGAUCCUGCAUCCUUAUUAGAGAAGAUUGUAGCAUAUGAGGCUGUGCAUCCCAUUAGAAGCCUGCAAGAUUUGAGAAGACGGUUGAGUACUGGUCGCCGUUGCUUCGGAUACUUUCAUUCAGCAAUACCAGGUGAGCCGCUUAUUUUUAUUGAAGUUGCUCUUUUAAAGGAAGUUGCGAAGGCCAUUCAGGAGGUCUUGUGGGAUGAUCCCCCAUUUCUUGAGAAUGAAGCAACUUGUGCGUUAUUUUACUCUAUAUCAUCGAGUCAGCCGGGCUUAUCAGGGAUCAACCUCGGAAAGUUUCUAAUAAAACGUGUGAUUGAGCUAGUUAGAAGGGAUAUGCCACAUAUCACGGUAUUUGCAACACUUAGCCCAAUCCCAGGCUACGUGCAAUGGCUGCUAUCCAAAUUGGCAUCGCAUUUGAAACUUGGUGAAGAAGAGACAGAGAAUGAGACUGACUCAGAAAUAGUUUUUAGCUCUACUUUAAAAGAACAUGUCCUUCUUCCGGAAGAGGAAAGGAUGAUAUUUGAGUCAGGAAAGGCUCUUGCUGAUGGGAAUAGUGGCAUAGAAAUAUUAUAUAACAUAUUAUCUUCAACGAACAGCGAGUGGAGCAAGUCAGAGUGCCUUUUGAGUGCACUUAAAGGCCCUCUAAUGCGUUUAUGUAUCAGGUACCUUCUCGAAAAAAAUAAAAGUGGAAAAACUCUAGAUGCAGUUGCAAACUUUCACUUACAGAAUGGCGCGAGAAUUGAAAGAAUAAACUGGAUGGCAGAUACAUCUGAGAGAGGCAUUAAACAAAGUGCUGGAAUCAUGGUAAAUUAUGUCUACAGCUUAGAAAAGAUCGAAGAAAAUGCUAUGGCAUAUUUCAGCACUGGCCAUAUCAAUGCAUCAUCUAACAUCUAUCAAUGCUUCCAGCAACCUAUGGAAGAAUAAUAAUGGAUAUGCUCGAAGACUCAGCAGAGUAACCGACAAUGUUUCUUUCAUGAUCAUUCAGGCUUGCUUGGCGAUGUGGAUCAUAACGACUACGCACGGAAGCAUAGAAGCAAUGUUUUGUUAACGUCGCAGGUACAAUAUUUGAACUUGUAUAUAUUUAAUUGUCAAAUAUCAUGUUCACUGGCACUCAGUAAGCUUGUGCUUUUCAAGUGACCUGAAUAAGAGGCUUCUAAAGUCUAGUUGUGGAUCAUUAUGCUAUUUAUAUUUGGAAAACAUAUUUUGUUUUCGAAUUUACAAAUAAUUUCAUAGGUAAACCUAUUUUUUAUUUCAACAAUUAUAUUUUGUGAAAGAUUUUUUUAUCUUGG